Messenger RNA from Zasmidium cellare ATCC 36951, 1740 nucleotides. RefSeq lists its product as uncharacterized. Gene Ontology annotation, biological process: phosphatidylinositol-mediated signaling; lipid metabolic process. NCBI's taxonomy places the organism in Eukaryota, Fungi, Ascomycota, Dothideomycetes, Mycosphaerellales, Mycosphaerellaceae. The record is from RefSeq and is a predicted model, not a curated record. Gene Ontology annotation, molecular function: phosphatidylinositol-4,5-bisphosphate phospholipase C activity. Bases 1 to 1740 code for a protein of 579 amino acids. The transcript has a single exon.
AUGUCUGGCAUCACAUCAAAGCUCUCCAAGCUCAAUCCCUUUGGCAAGGCCAAGGUUGAUGAUGAGGACCUCGGCGAGAAGAUUGAAGCGGACACGAUUGCCGGCGGAGGACACGCUGCUCGCCAAACAAAGAUCACUAAAGAGCAGCUGCGGGUCAGCCAUGCGAUCAAGAAGUUUCUAGUCGAUGAGAAUAUCCUCAGCCGUGAAGAUGUCGAGCUGGACUCGGAUCGGACCACGCAUGUUCUCAAGGAGUUUCUGGACAAGCCGCAUGUGGACAUACCACGAGCUCUCACUGAUCGUUCACAUCCUUUGACGGAGUACUUCAUCAGCUCAAGUCAUAACACCUACUUGCUGGCCCAUCAGCUAUAUGGAACUUCCUCAGCUGUGGCAUAUGACACUGCCCUCAAGACCGGCUCUCGAUGCGUGGAGAUUGACGCUUGGGACAAUGCUGAGCACAAGGACGAACCAAAAGUCACCCAUGGCUACACUUUGGCGUCUCAUAUUCCAUUCAGAAACGUCUGUGAAGCUAUCCGCGAUGUCGUUGACUUCGAGGCGUCACAGCCAAAGCUGGACACAGGAUACCGUGCCGCGCCUAUUCUUUUGUCCUUGGAGAAUCACUGCGACAGUCAUGGUCAGCUGAGGCUGGUACAAAUCAUGCGAGAAGUCUGGGGCGAUAGACUUCUGAGCAAGCCAAUACGAGACAAAGGCACCAGUGAGCAACAAGAUACCGGAGAGCACGUCACACUGGCAGAAUUGGGAUCGAAGAUUGCUGUCAUUGUGGAGUAUCAUCUGCCGAACGAGCCGGACUCGGAAUCAAGCUCGGAUGAGGACGAAGAUGAGCAGGUUCGGCAAGACCACAAAGCUUGGCGAGAGCAGAAGAAGCAGGCUCCGGAUGAGGGAAUCAUACCAGAGCUUGCAGAGCUAGGCGUGUAUGCGCAGUCUGUAAAGCCCAACAACCACUCCUGGUUUGAAAGUCAGCUUCAAGACGGGCCUCACCACCAUCUCAUCAAUGUGUCUGAGUCGGGUCUACUCGGCCUCCUGCCGACUGCGAGCGACAAGGUCAGCAAACACAACUCGCAGCACUUGAUGAGAGUGUACCCCAAGGGCACCCGCAUCUCGUCCAAGAAUCUCAAUCCCGUGCCAUUUUGGGGAGUUGGAGCACAGAUUUGCGCAUUGAACUGGCAAACAUUCGACCAUAGUAUGCAGCUCAACGAAGCUUUGUUCGCCGGCUCAGAUGGAUAUGUGUUGAAGCCUGCAGCGCUUCGUGCUGGUGGAUCUGGCAAACUCAGUACAGGCAGGAAGACGAAGCUGAGUCUCCACAUCGCAGGCGCAACAGACCUGUCCUUACCACAAGAUCGUGAGGCGGACGAGAUUCGCCCAUAUGUGACCUGCACGUUGGUACACCCUGACGACAUCGCAGACGAGCCACCUAAGCGUAAGACAGAAGCAUACAAACAGCACAAAAUUGGCAUGCUACACAAAGGAGAGAACCCACCUAAUACCGAUCCCUUCUGGAAUGAAACACUGGAGUGGGAGUAUGAUGAGAAUGAGCUUUCUUUCCUGAGGAUCCUAAUCAAGAGCGAUGACAAGUUCGCGCGAAACCCAGUCUUUGCCGUUGCAGCAGUCCGGCUGCUGUGUGUUGCGAGCGGAUGGUCUUUCGUCAGACUUCUGGACCUGAAGGGGAGGGAGACGCAUGGAACUUUGCUGGUCAAGUUCGACCUCAAGCAUACCGAUACUUAG